ACCACAUACAAAUUUGACAGGCGAGUUCGGAUAGACAGGGGCUGGAGCGGGACAAAUUUUAGGGUGCUUUUAAAUGACAUUUAAGCGUGUUAAACUGUCACUAAUCGGACUAAACCGAACGCUAAAAGGAUCGUUUGGAGUUAAAAGUGUUAAAGGAGUUAAAGGAACUUGGCAGACCGAACGCAAUGAGCUAAUUCCUUUUAAGGGUUGUUUACUUAUAGGAUAAGAAUAAUAUUCAUUAUAGAAUGGCAGAAGCAUCUAGUUCUUCAAAAGAAACCACUAGUAAACCAAUAUGCCUUAUUAUUCUUGGCAUGGCUGGCAGUGGGAAAACAUCUUUAGUUACAAGAUUAACUAACUCUCAAAAAAAGCCUUAUGUUGUAAAUUUGGAUCCUGCAUGUUUGAAUUUACCAUAUUUUGCAAAUAUAGACAUUCGUGAAACUGUCAACUACAAGGAAGUUAUGAAGCAAUACAAUUUGGGACCCAACGGGGCAAUUGUCACAUCUCUUAAUUUAUUUUCUACAAAAUUUCCCGAGGUUAUUGACUUUAUUCAGAAAUCAGAAAAUGAGUUGUGUAUCUUAGACACCCCAGGUCAAAUAGAAGUAUUUACAUGGUCAGUUUCUGGCUCUAUAAUAACAGAGACUCUAGCUUCAUCCUUCCCAACAGUGAUUUUAUAUGUUGUGGACUGUGUGAGAAGUACCUCUCCAGUAACAUUUAUGUCUAAUAUGUUAUAUGCAUGUUCUAUUCUAUACAAAACUAGGUUACCUUUUAUUGUAGUCAUGAACAAGAUUGAUAUAGUAGAUCAUUCAUAUGCCAAAGAUUGGAUGAAUGAUUUUGAAGUAUUCCAAGAAGCUCUGGAAUCAGAUGAGAGUUAUAUUAGUAAUCUGACUAGGUCUAUGGCUUUGGCAUUGGAUGAGUUUUAUCAGAAUUUAAAAGUUUGUGGAGUUAGUGCAGCUACAGGUCAAGGAAUAGAUGACUUGUAUAAAUUAAUUACUGAAGCUGCAGAGGAAUAUGAAAAAGAAUAUCGUGUAGAGUGGGAAAAAAUCAGGGCUGAAACUGAAGCUAAAAAAACAGAAAUUUUAAAAGAAAAAGAAGAACAAGGUUCGUCUUUUUUGACUGAAGUUCCUUUAGGUAGAGACUUAUCUGAUGUUUAUUUGAGACAUCCAGCCAAUGAGAGCAGUUCAGAUUCAGAAGGAGAAGAGGCACCAUUUGAAAAUGUUGAAGAUGAAAAGGAGGCUGAAAACUUUCAGCGAGUAUUACAGCAACAGAGAAAUAUGCAAAUAAAAAGAGCCAGGGAAGCUGAGAAAAAAAACCCCCAUAACACUAGUUGAGCCAUUAAGAUUUUUUUAAGUGUAUAAUUAAUGUUAGGAAAAAUAUAUAUUUUUUUUAUAAGUGGUAUAAUAUUUGACAUUAAAUUAUCUAUUCCCAAGAAGAAUAUUAAAGUUACUUUAAUUAGAAAUUAUUUU
Messenger RNA from Psylliodes chrysocephalus, 1463 nucleotides. The record is from the annotation of a GenBank genome assembly. Lineage: Eukaryota; Metazoa; Arthropoda; Insecta; Coleoptera; Chrysomelidae.